CAGCCCACCCACCGCUGAUUAUAGGGACUCUUGCAGGCGCACUUUCCUUCCUUGCAUUGAGUCUGGGACCUGGCCCCGGGGCUGAACGGCACACAGAGCGCGCAUCAUGGCAGCUACCCACAGCGAGUACAGAGGCUACCUGCGGAACACCGUCGACAUCGAAGCGGGGCAGCACCGCCUCCACCCGGUGCAGAGCUCGGAGCCCACUUACCGGCCGCUCCUAUUCGGGACCCUCACUAUAAUGGGAUUGCUUCAGGUGGCUUCCAGUGUGGCGAUCUUAUUACACCUGACAGGUUAUCUGCAAGAGGUAGAUUUGUCCACAGCCCCACGUCGAUCCAUAGAGGAAGUGCAGCCGGAGCCAGUGCUGGACGCACUGAGAGACACAAGGAAAAGCAAACGUUGCAAAACUAAAGAGGGUCUGCCAUCAGCUCAUCUACCAAUCAGAGCGCAACAUGAGUACUCUAAGAAAGGUGAGCCAAAGACCCUUACCAUUGAGUGGAAUGAGGAACACGGAUACCUCCACAGGAUGGACUAUCAGAAGGGGAAACUGCUGGUACAAGAUUCAGGUCUCUACUAUGUUUAUGCCAAGACCUGUUUCCGCUACUACAGACCACGAGAGGACAGCAGUCCAGCUGAGGAUCCACCCGUGGAUCUUAGCAACACCCAGCUCAUCCAGUAUGUCUACCACGAGAGCAUCAAACAGAACAGCAAGUCUGUGACGCUGAUGAAGACGGGCAGCACCAUGCGCUGGAACAGCACGAGCUAUAACAUGUACUGCGCCCAGCAGGGCAGAGGGAUCCAUCUGGAGGUGGGAGACACCUUGUUUGUCAAUGUGUCCAAUGCUUGGAUGCUUGACCGGGAUGGAGAAGGGACGUAUUUUGGUGCCAUAAAGUUGGGUAAUUGAAAUUUAAACACGUGGGGAGCGGACAUGCUACUGAACAUUUGAUAUGCCAAAGAACCACUGUUAUUGAUUUAUAAUGUUGAUUUUUCAAAAAAAAGUGUGUUUUUUGUAUUGUACAUGUGUUCAAAUGGCCUUGGAGUCCAUUACAAGUAAAAAUGUAUGAAAAAGGUAGUCAGCUUUUUAAAUACUUGUCUUGCCACUUAGACCCCACUCCCCCCCAAAACGACACACAACUCUCAACUUCAUCCAAAAUAGCACUGGAUGUUUUUUCUUGUGACUUUUUUAAAAGUAUUGCGGUUUGUAUUGGGAUUGUAUUUCAGUUCAGAUUACAACAUUCAGAUUUAAGCAUAGACAUGUGUUUAUGCACUAAUUAAACAAACCACAUGGGCGCUACUAAGGAAGUUUGUUGGCAAGAAGUGCAGUGAGGAAGGAUUUAUCAAUGUUGAUUGUUGGAAAGAAUGUCCAAAAAGAACAGUGUAGCUGGUAGACCGUCUGCAGAGCAUGUGCUUGUAUUUAGCAGAUUAUCACGGGAUAAAAAUAACAAAAGUCCCAGGUCUGUCACACACAGCAGUGAAUACACAAAUGUUUUCCUGAAAGGUUUUUGUAAGUGUGAACUAGGCAGGCAAUGAGGCGUCCUGACAGUCAGAAACUAUUCAUAAUAAAAGGCAGUUAUAUUGUGAUUUAUAUCACCCUCAAAAUCUCUAAGGCACUAUUUAAGUUUAAUGCCAAGUUUCACUUUGACUUUGACAUUGUUUUUUUAAGCAACAAAACCAGUUUAGAGAAGGUCGUGUGCAUGCUCCAAAAACUCAUUUGUUAUCCGAUUUUCUGUCUUAAUGACAUCUAAUGAGUGGCCUUCUUCAUUGAAGGCAAUUACAUGACAAUGUCAUUUUAAACUAAGGAGGGAAUGACAUCUGUUUGUUAGAUUUAUGACAAUCAACAAGCGAUGCAGAUAGCUGGACUGUCUGACCAUAAAUGACAUGAAUAGACUCUUGUCUUCUUUAACUAGAAGAACCAAAUUGACUUUGGUUCAUCUUUAACUUAAAUUUUGUUUUUCAUUUGGCUCUUCAGUGAGGUAAAUGGGAAUAUGCACUAAAUAUUUAUUUAUUAGCUCUAGAAGUACAGAGACAGGCCAUUGUUAAAGUGACCUUUCGGCUGUAAAAAUCAUUUAUAUUUUAUGUCUGUAUGACAUUCAUUAUGCAGCACUUAGAGGAAAUAGUAGACACGCUUUUUAUUAUUAAAACACAGGGGCUUCAUUUUAAAUUCCAUAUUUAUGUAUCUUGAUUUUGACAAUUCUGUGUGCACUUGCUUAGCCAAAAGCAAUAUGGAUAUAUUGUUUCUUCUACAAGAUUGUAGCAUACCUGUUAGAUCUUCAUCUGAUAGAUUUGUUUCCAUUCAGUGUUUUUUUAUUUAUGUUUGUGUACGUUUUAAUAAA
Micropterus dolomieu (smallmouth bass) is the source of this 2333-nucleotide messenger RNA. RefSeq names its product TNF superfamily member 11 (gene tnfsf11). Gene Ontology annotation, biological process: immune response. The record is from RefSeq and is a predicted model, not a curated record. Gene Ontology annotation, cellular component: membrane. Gene Ontology annotation, molecular function: tumor necrosis factor receptor binding. The transcript has 4 exons. The coding region runs from base 107 to 904 and encodes 265 amino acids. NCBI's taxonomy places the organism in Eukaryota, Metazoa, Chordata, Actinopteri, Centrarchiformes, Centrarchidae.